CUGAAAUCGUGUUUUUGUUAUAGAUCGACUACAACCACUAUAGACUCCUGGGGAUCGUUAGGAUCGGGAGAAUUAACGUACGACUUUCGAAGAUGUCACUACCUCGUUGGCCUAGCUUUAGCCGAUCUUGCCUCUGUUCUUGAUUCGUCGAACAGUCAUGUACUACAUGCUAGAGCCAUUAGCGUCAUUCACAAUCUUUUAUCUGCUCAUGAAGCUGACAGCCGUCUAACAGAUUCGGGUAUCAGAUCUCGCGUUGCAUCGCUCUACUUGCCACUAGUCACUAUAGUUUUGGAUGUCGCAGAGCAGAUUCAUGACCCUUUUGUAAAUACAACUACUGUUGCAAACAGUUUCCCCUCAGAUGAUCCUCUUAGCUCUUCCGCGUCACCGGGUGUAAAUCCAAAGGUUGCACUAGCAAUCGCGGGUAUUGGUUCUGCGAUAUCACCUCCUCGUACGCCUACAGGGGUACGGAAAAACAAAACAUCCGAUCCGUCAAAGGUUACACUGAAUCUGGAGCUGUCUCGGCAGUAUCUAUGGAAAAGCCUGACCGAAUUCCUAUUCUUAAGCCUUUUGGCUGCCAUCUCUCUACAUUCAAAUGAAUUGUGUACCUCACGAUUUCUUAUUGUUGCAGCCUUGCGUUUUAUAACUGUGCACGAGACAUAAGC
Messenger RNA from Strongylus vulgaris, 662 nucleotides. Lineage: Eukaryota; Metazoa; Nematoda; Chromadorea; Rhabditida; Strongylidae. The record is from the annotation of a GenBank genome assembly.